UUCCUGGUGGUCUCCAUGGGUUCCCGGUGGUCUCUGUGGGGUUCCUGGAGCUGUUUUGGGUUCCUGGUGUUCCCCUCGGGUUCCCGGUGUCAUUUCUGCCCCCAUGGCCAUCUCCAACCCUGGUUUCUGGGUGGUGUGUCCUCUCCAGCGGCCUUCAUCCGCGUGGUGGGCUCGGAGUUCGUGCAGAAGUACCUGGGCGAGGGCCCGCGCAUGGUGCGCGACGUUUUCCGCCUGGCCAAGGAGAACGCGCCGGCCAUCAUCUUCAUCGACGAGAUCGACGCCAUCGCCACCAAGCGCUUCGACGCCCAGACCGGCGCCGACCGCGAGGUCCAACGGAUCCUCCUGGAGCUCCUGAACCAGAUGGACGGCUUCGACCAGAACGUCAACGUCAAGGAGAUCAUGGCCACCAACCGUGAGGACACCUGGACGAGGAACUAUUGGGGUUUUUUGAGGUUUUAUGGAGUCUGUGUGGGAUUUUAUGGAUUUUUAUGGAGUUUUGAGGAUCUCAGGUGUCCUCACCUGUCUCCAGGAGAUGAUGGCCACCAACCAUGAGGACACCUGGACCAGCAAUUUCAGGGUUUUAUGAGGUUUUAUGGAGUCUGUGUGGGAUUUUAUGGAUUUUUAUGGAGUUUUGAGGAUCUCAGGUGUCCUCACUUGUUCCCAGGAGAUCAUGGCCACCAACCUUGAGGACACCUGGACCAGGAAUUAUGCGGUUUUUUGAGGUUUUAUGGAGUCUGUGUGGGAUUUUAUAGAUUUUUAUGGAGUUUUGAGGAUCUCAGGUGUCCUCACUUGUUCCCAGGAGAUGAUGGCCACCAACCAUGAGGACACCUGAACCAUGAAGUAUUGGGGUUUUUUGAGGUCUUAUGGAGUCUGUGUGGAUCUUUAUGAGGUUCUAUGGGGUUUUGGAGAUCUCAGGUGUCCUCACUUGUUCCCAGGAGAUGGUGGCCACCAACCAUGGGCACACCUGGACCAGCAAUUCUGGGGUUUUUUGAGGUUUUAUGGAGUCUGUAUGGAUCUUUAUGAGGUUCUAUGAGGUUUUGGAGAUCUCAGGUGUCCUCACUUGUUCC
Molecule: messenger RNA, 1067 nt
Organism: Zonotrichia albicollis (white-throated sparrow)
Lineage: Eukaryota; Metazoa; Chordata; Aves; Passeriformes; Passerellidae
Source: RefSeq, a predicted model, not a curated record